GUGUUUGUAUGCAGCUAGUGGCCUUGCACGGAAUGCUGGGCUGUCUUGUGUUGUAGCAAUGUCCCCAGUCAGGUUGUGCGACCUGUAGCUCUCUAUUACGAGUCUCUGCCAAGAGUAGCUGAAGGGCAUCAGUGUGGUUGUGCUGCUAGUGGAACAGGAGCGAAAUAGACUCCCCUAGUGUGGCCCUGGGACACGUGACCCAAACACAGCAGCAAUGGCCGUGUUCUGCCUGUAGUUGCUCUUAUUUUCUCUCGCUUGUUUGUCCACAACUGUGCGCCUUCGUGUAUAAUCUAUAACCGCUUAUUCUAAGGUAUCCUGGGGACACAUCGCCUCAGAAACUGGCAGCUCCCGGCUUCCUUCCUAAUAUUGUGCACACGUGAGCCCCUUAUUUCGCUCCCUAUGCUGAAACCAGCGGGAUGUGGGGCAAGCUGACCCUUCCGUCCUCCCGUAGCUCCCGGCGUGUCCUUUAGUAACAGUUGGAAGGCAGCCCGGUGGGUUCAGCGAUUGCUUUACGCGUUUAUCAGGAUAUCUGUUAGGGGAUGCUGGGAAAUGCUUAUCCUGAAGGAAGGGAAUGAGGCGAUGGCAGAUUGUUGGCGUUAGACACGUGUUCUGCUGCUGCUGCUGCAGUUGUAUUUGUGCGAUCAGUGCCCGGCCGGAUGGCCACACGUGUUGGUCAGUGCGCUACUUGUUAUUGUUCCGCACCUCCCGCUUCCUUCCCUCCGCCCCUUCCCUGCCUUUGUGUCUCGGUCUGGCUCUAACUGUGCAAACUCGGGGGGCGACGGCUGAGCACCGGCAAGUACUAGGGGCUCAUAUGGCCGAUGCCUUCUGUGUUUUGAGCAGGGGCCAGCGAUUGGGCCGUUCCCUUUGUUAUUGCUUUGUGGUUCCUGCUGAGCACAUGGUCUGAGUCUGAGCUGCUCUUAAAGCGACAGCUUCAAUGCAGACUGGCUCACUUGUGCCCACCUUGUCUGCUUCAGCACCCGAGCGACUAUCCAGCAGCCAGGGACAGAGUGCAGACGGCAGGCGUGAAGAUACGGCGUGUUGUGGAAGCCCCUCUCACCACUCCGCCUUCCCGACGUCACAAAUGCGACCAUGGGAGCUGGCAGUGAGUAGGUGGCCUACCUCAGCCCCCAUUAACCAGCGGAGGUUCUUGGGGCCCUGCAGCACCCCUGCACACCUCAGACGAAGCCCUCCAGUGAGGCAUCAGUGGGGACGGAGAGAUAGACCUCAGCAGGGUGUCCUUGGUCAGGAUGAUGGCAAUUUGCGACCAGCCUUCUUUCCUGUAGAUGAACAUAGAAUCUUGGCCCUCACCAGUGCUCCAUCACGAAUGCUUCACCCAUCGUCACACUCUACCCAGCAGACACCAUUCAUGGUCGACCUCCAUGAACAGGUGCAUCAGGGACCUGUCCCUUUAUCUUACACUGUUACCACAGUAACCACCCAAGGAUUUCCCCUGCACACUGGCCAGCACAUUCCUGGAUGCAGUGCCCAGCAGCUGCCAGCAUGCUCUGUCAUGAUCAGUGGGCAGCAUUACCCGCUUUGCUGCCUGCCACCUCCACUGAUCCCAGGAUGCACCAUGCAGCAGCUUCCUGUAUCUUACCAGCCAUUUCCUCCUCUGCUCUCCAACGAACAUUAUAUUUUACAUCCUCAGCCACCACUGCCUCCACACCAGCCACCUCACCUGACUUCACUUUCUCCGUUUGUUACAGUGCAGCCGCAGAGAAUGCCUCUACAGAGAAUAGACAAUGAGCUGGAUAUUCGGGGGGACCAACAUCACAUGGGCAACUUCCCAUUCCACCACUCCCAUCCUAUACCUGCACUGCCUCCUUCAAUGCCCAUGCAUUACCUCUCCCAUGAUGCCCUGCACCAGGAGCUAUCCUUUCCAGUGCCAUAUGCUCAUCUGAUGCCACGGCGACUAAAUGCCCAGCGUUAUCGCCUGCAACAACCACUGCCGCCACCUCCACUGCCCCCAUCUUAUUACCCAAGUUUCCUGCCCUACUUCCUUUCCAUGCUUCCUGUGUCUCCUGCCUCAGUUGGACCAGCCAUCAGUCUUGAUCUGGAUGUGGAUGAUGUGGAAAUGGAGAAUUAUGAGGCAUUGCUGAACUUGGCUGAACGUUUAGGAGAGGCAAAGCCACGGGGACUCACCAAAGCCAAUAUUGAGCAGCUUCCCUCUUACCGCUUCAAUGCUGAAAGCCACCAGUCUGACCAGACGCUAUGCGUGGUUUGCUUUAGUGACUUUGAAAGCAGGCAGCUCCUCCGAGUAUUACCUUGCAAUCACGAGUUUCACGCAAAGUGUGUCGACAAGUGGCUCAAGUCAAAUCGCACAUGUCCCAUCUGUCGGGCUGAUGCCUCUGAGGCUCACAGAGAUGGGGAAUGAGGAAAGGAUAUUGCCCUCUCCUCCAGCUGGCGCACAAACCCAGAGGGAUGAACACAAAACAUACCAGCCUCCUUGCCUGACUCGGAUGCUUCAGCUGCCCCUUUCUUCUGCGUCUGUCGUUUGGCCAGGACAUAUAGCAGCUUUGGAUCUGGAGGUGGUGUCAAGUCGCACAUUCCACCGUCUCCACCCUAUUACCUCUACACCCCAAUUCUUUCCAGCCCCUGCUUUGUCUCAUUUGUGGGCAUGGGGAGGAAUCGGAGGUGUGCUGGAGAUAUAUUGGGUCUGAAAGGGCAACAGUUUCCUUCUCCGCCUCCCAGUGAGGAAAAAGACUGGCUCAUGAGGGCCUGUGCUGGCUCCCUAUGGGAAUCUCGAGGCAUUACCAGGGACAACCCUGUUUUUAAGUCAUUCUGCUGCCAAGCUCUCUGUGUGAGGGGCUAGUCACCGCUGCUUCGUUAAAUAUGUUUGCACUGAGCCCUAGCUGCGCUUUUUAUUUUCCUUUCAUUCUUGUUGUAUGGCAGCAUUCCAUUAACCCAUUUUACUGCAGAGGUAGGGUCUUUGUUCUUUUUCACGACGAUUGCCUGCCAUGGAUUAGUUCCCUACGGUGGCUUAUUUGUGAGAAGAAUUAGACUUGCAAAGAAAAUGAGAUUUCGAUUCUGGGAAAGAAUCGCUCAAGUCAUAUUGAUAUUCCUUCUCUAGCACUUUUCCUACUCAAAAACAUGCCAGGCACAGUUCAACUAGAAAAAGCUGCAUUCAGUGUUAUGUCAAUGUCACAGUUGAAUGUUUUGGUUCACCACCUAAUUUCCAGGUAUCUUCUUUAUAGCUGAAUGAUUCUUUGUUUUUGCACCUUCAUAGGACCAAUGUGAUGUCUUUACUGUCCCAGUGUGGGCUCUAGGUUAGUCCCCUCUGCUAGCGGCUAAGUGCUACUGGGAACAGAAGCCUGUAAUGUCAUUUUCUGCUAUGAAGAGCCCUGGUAAUGCCUCCUUACUAUAUUUUGUUUGGCAGCAGGUUACACAAUGACAGGGCACACUGAUGCACGCCAAGCUGUGUUUUUAUGGGUGUGUUGCACUAUAUGUACCUGCAUUUUCCCCACCACAGCUCCCGUGUAAGUCAGGACCACGGGGGGAACCUGGGCGAGCGGCUGCCUUAUUUAUCGAUUUGUAUCUUUUUUUUUUAGUUUGAAUUUGCAUGAUAGAACAGAAAGAAACGACAAGAGCCAGCCAAGCAUUUCCGAUCUAUGUACAUGUUUAACGGUCGGGCAGAAAGUCUUAAUGUUUCACAAUAUGCAUGUGUGAGCAGCUUGGAAUAUGGUAUCCGCUAACCCUCAGCCGUGUGUGGAGUGAAGUGAGGGGGGUGGGUGGGAUUAAGCAUUAUAUAGGGGUAUGUAUCUUGCUGCGCUCGUUCCUGCUGUGCACUUGUUCGCCAAGCAGAAGGCACCUGAACUGUUUGUAGGGAUAUGAAUGUUUUUUUUUUUUUUUUUUUUUUUAAAGGUCACACUCGGGCAGGGAUUGUGUGUUUUCAGACCAAACGUUUACUACUUUCACCAUAAAAAGAGAAAUGAAUACUGGACCAGAUAACGCUGAAUGUGUUGGUGGAUAGUGUCACAACAUAUACGGCUGCCCUUAUUCUCAUUCUUUUCUGGUCAUUCCCUUUUGGCAAGAAGGCUCAUUUAUGCAGCUGUCCAUGCUCAAAUCCUGGAACCAUGGAAGUAAAAACAAGAAAUCAUUCUAAUAAACCUGGCUCACAUUUCAUCUCCUCUAGCUGACCGGCAAGGGGUUAAUCUUAAUUCAUUAACAGGACAGGGGACGAGAUGUUCAGUUGUUGAGGUUCCAUCCUGCACACCCCUCAAUAUCGCCGAUAAAUUCCGGGUCUCUGGGCACACAAACCCUCGGCUGUCUAUUGACAUUCAAGGAUUGGCUGCUUUUCCAGCUUUACAGAUGUCUUCCUUUUUCAUUUGCAAAUGUAUUGCAGAUCAUCAACACACAGUCCACUGGGGCUCAUUUAUAAACACUGGGCAAAUUUGCCCAUGGGCUGUUACCUAUAGCAACCAAUCAGUGAUUAGCUUUUUAAAUCCAGCUGCAAGAAGAAUAAUGAAUGCAGAAAUCUGGUUGCUAUAGGUAACAGCCCACGGGCAAAUUUGCCCAGUGUUGAUAAAUGAGCCCCAGUAUGUUGUUUUGUCAUGCACUGGAAUCCUAACUGUACAUUAUAUAGUGUAGUAACACAUACACAACAUGGUGAACCCAGUCCCCUCUGCAUCUUUAUCCUGAGUUAAGAUCGUAUGUACAAACUGUGAUUUCUAUGGUUCCCUGUCAUUUCGCUCUGGGUUUUACCACGACUGCCAAUGUCCUCUCCAUAGACCUGCAGGCCUGGUGUUUGAAGCCAUAUGACUCCAGUGAUUAAUAUUCCCUCUCCGGGGCAUGAAUGAAGCAUUGAGACAUUUUCCCUCGCCCACAUGAUAAAUCCCCAGGGCCAGUCUAAAGUCUCCAGGGGUAACUGUCGGACUGCAGCAGAGAAACCGCAUAAAGCACUUGUUUUACAGCACACAAGUUACCAAAGGUCUUACUGUAUAUAUUGCAACACUUUCAGAAUUCUAUCACAAGUCCGACAACCGCAGUAUCUGCUGCCUCUAUCCGUUAGCGACUCCUGGAGGCGCCCGUCACACAAAUGAACGAAGUCUCCUGUAAUAAAACGAUUGGCCGUCCUUCCGCCCUCUUGCUCCGUUGUAUAGAGUCAACUCGAGGUUCUGAUGACUGGGAACCUGAACACCAUAGAGCAGCGCUUCUAACCUCAUUAUCAAUCCAAGUACAAGCCUUUGGUUUAGGAUGUCUGAUUGCUGCAUAGAUGCCACUUUUUUUAAGCAAAUUCUUUUUUCUUUACCCCUAUGGUGGGAUAUAGUGGAUUGUUUACUGUAUCAUCCCAACCUCCUGGGCCUCCUACUCACACUGGGCUGUUUUCUCUCAGUUACUGCUCCCACUAAUAUUCCUGCUCCUCCCCAGAGUCGUGGCUUCCCUUACUCAGGGUCCCGGAGGUGUCUUCUGUGUUACAACUGUAUAUCUAUAUGUGUGUGUAUACAUAUAUAGAUAUAGCUCUCUCUAUAAACUUUUUAUUUUGGGCUUUUGGUACUUGCACAUUUACUGGUUACCUCAUUUCCCAUGUAUGUAUUUGAAAAAAAAAAAAUGCUAAUAUAUAGAAAAUGGUUCUUGAAGCUAUCAAAGUAUGUGUGUUUUUUUUUCCCUUCAUUCCAUUGGAAUCAUAUUGGUUUGUAGCAUUUAACAUAACUAGUAAUAUUGUAUUAUAUAUAUGUGUAUACUGAUUGAAAUUUUUAACAGAUUUGUACUUUUUUUAAAAUGAAAGUUGCUAGUUUUGCUUGACCUGGUAGUGCAAUCAUUUAUUUUUUUUAAUGUUGUGGCUGAAUUGAGAGGGUUCUUCACUAAUAAAUGUACAAGGACAA
Messenger RNA from Xenopus laevis (African clawed frog), 5822 nucleotides. It is a transcript of the gene rnf44.S, whose product is annotated as ring finger protein 44 S homeolog. Bases 935 to 2374 code for a protein of 479 amino acids. Gene Ontology annotation, biological process: protein ubiquitination. The transcript is spliced from 11 exons. The record is from RefSeq and is a predicted model, not a curated record. NCBI's taxonomy places the organism in Eukaryota, Metazoa, Chordata, Amphibia, Anura, Pipidae. Gene Ontology annotation, molecular function: ubiquitin protein ligase activity.